Volvox carteri f. nagariensis is the source of this 5236-nucleotide messenger RNA. RefSeq lists its product as uncharacterized. Gene Ontology annotation, cellular component: nucleus. The record is from RefSeq and is a predicted model, not a curated record. Lineage: Eukaryota; Viridiplantae; Chlorophyta; Chlorophyceae; Chlamydomonadales; Volvocaceae. The transcript is spliced from 16 exons. Gene Ontology annotation, molecular function: protein binding. The annotation marks the transcript as partial.
GUGGCACGAGGAAAAUGCUGUGAAAAUAUGGGGCGAUCAAGCGGUAAGCUAUCAGGAGACGCAGCGACACGCCAAUCGGAUGAAAUGCAGACGUACCGGACUUCACUUGCAACGGCACACCAGCAUGGACGAAGACGACGAGGAUGAGGACUGUUAUCCGGACGGCCCCCAUGUGGACGCCUCCGACAAAGGUGGCACGGAAAGCGCCAAUGGUGGCGGCUGCCAGCGUCCCACGGCGGUAACAUCAGCAGCAGACCGGCCGUCUGCCAUGGACAGCGGCGGCAGCCGCUUGUCCCCAGCUAAGGCUCUCCCGCCGGCGCCGCCGACAGCGGCAACGCGCGUCAAGUUCGACGCGCAUAGCGACCCGCCGGGAGCCCUCACCACCUGUUACAUGAACACCGACAGUGACCUUCCUGCCCCCGCGGCGCCCUGCAUCGACUUCCUCAAUCGCUAUGGCGAUGGCGCCGCACAGCCCGAUACCAAGACGGCCCCGUGGAUGCACCCUGAUCCCACUGCCCCACCCGGCCUCCCCCCUGGCAGUGGCGGCGACCCCUCCGAAUCCCAGGAUGGGAUGAGCUUCUGUAACGCCGCCCACAUGUCCUGCAUGUCCUGGGGCUCCUCCUCCUCCCUCUUAUGCGGCCCGCUCUCCGGGAAUGUCGCAGGCUUUGGGUCAGUUCGGGAGCUCGAAACGAGCGGUGACUGCGGUUCUGGCCCCGGUGGCAGUGGCAGUGGCAGCGGCGUGGGCACCACCGCCAUCGGCAUGGGGUUGCCUUCCGCACUGUGGAACCGGGCGGCCAAGCGGACGCGCGACUCGGCAGCAGUGGUUGCGUGUGGUGGCCCGUGCCCGAGCGAUGGCAUAGGCAAUGACGUUAUGGCCGCCCCCAGGCAUAGUACAGAUCAGCUGCUGCAGCUGCAGCCCGAGAUCAUGUCGCGCCGCCCGCUGCCGCCGCCGCGGGUGAACCCUUUUGCGGAGGUCGCAGCAGCAGCAGCAGCCGCGGCCGGCCUACCGGCGGUCACAUCCGUCCCUGCCGCGCGUGACGCCGCCGCGCUUCUCCUCAGCGCCGCCGCCAUGGCCCCACCGCGGGUCGUCCCGCGGUUGAACCUCCGGGUUGAGCCCCCUUGGCUGCAGCGAGCCGGCGUCGAACUGGAUGCGAUCAUGCGGGAAGUCGGGCUGUUUCUCGAUGAAGCCAAGCCGACGGGCGUGCUGCCGGGCGUGCUUGGGCGACCCCGUGUGUUGUGCUCCAGCGAUCCCCUGAGGCUGCCUGAGCCCAGGCAGCAUGCCACCAUCUCCGACCACACAACGAAGUGCUGGCACUACAUCAGCCCGUCGGGCUCACAGGAGGGCCCAUUCGCCGCCCGCUCGCUGCUGUCGUGGCUGGCCAAGGGCCAGCUUCAAGGCAGCUUCUACGUACAGCACGGCCCCAGCCGCACAUGGAUGCCGUUGUGGAUUCUGGCGAAGCACUUUGAGCUGCUGUCCAAGGGAGUCCAGGAGGGCAGUACGUAUGCGCCGAUGCCGUGGCCCAUCCCGCUCUCUACCGGCGACGAUGACGUGUUGAUGUCCGACGUGGAGGUAGCGGCUGAAAUCGCACAGCUGAGGCAACAGCAGGAUUUUUUGGAGGCCAUUGCGGAGGUGGUGUCCAUGGACGUGGACUCGGUGGGUGUCACCGCGAGUGAGUGGCAGCUGAUGACCCACGGGUCAUCCCCAGGACGCCGUGGCGCCACCACGCCCGCCGCCGCUGCCCUGCUCUCCGCCGCCACUGAGCCACUAUGGCACCUGCCCACGCCCAUGGAUUUGGAUAUCGAGCCGGAGGAGCUGCGACUGCCCACGGACUCUGAAGCAGGGGUGGGACAGGAGCAGAAAAAGGAGGCGGCCGCGUCGUAUGUCCUCCAGGGUGUGGUGUCGCCAGUUCCCGCGCGAGGUGGUGCGUCAGUAGCAGGAAACUGGAUGCGGUUGUUCCUGGUUGUGGACACCAACGUGCUACUGCGCCAGGACGGCUUGGGGCUGCUACAGCGGCUUCAGCGGCUUAUUGCGCCGCGGCCGAAGGCCGCGUCAGCGGCAGGAGAACAUGGCGGCAGUGGUGGCGAGGGCCACGACAGAGGCAGCAGUGUCGACGCUGGGGAGGGCAAGACUGUCGACGGCAGCGGUGCUGCGGCGGCUGCUCUGAGCUGUGUGGCGGUCAUUCCCUGGACUGUGUUGGCGGAGCUGGAUGGGCUCAAGGGCGGCCGGCACCGGCGCGGCAGGAGACCAGGUAUAUGGCGGGACUGCGGGCUGCGUAGGGUGGGGGUCCGGAUGGGAUAUGCGAGUAGUGAUGGGCGACUAGAUGGACGGACGGACGGCUCAGGUGGCGGAGGGCCAACAGGCAACGACGGUAGCAGCGAUGACGGAGAUGGUCGUCCGGUGGCGGUAAUGGCGCGGAAGGCAGUCUCGAUGCUGCUGUCGGCCAUGGAGUCUGGGGACACGUUUUACCGCGGCCAGACGCUGCAGCAGUUUCGUGCGGCUAGCUGCCACCCUGGGGCAGCCAUACCGCUAGGUGCCAACAGUAUCAGCAACGACGACAGAAUCCUGCAGUGCUGCUUACACCUGCAGAGUGAGCUGUCGUCCAUGGCUUCCACCACCGUCCGCGCCAACCGCGUAGCCCUGCUGUCCAACGACAACAACCUGUGUGUCAAGGCCCGAGUGUGCGGCGUUCCAGCCACCUCCAUUGGCCAGCUCAUGGCCCAGCCCGAAUUCCCCAGUGGCGGUAUUGGCGGCACCGGAACCGCGUAUCGGAGCCGCCUGCGUUCACUGGACGGUUCGGUUUCGGGGCCGCAGCAGCAGCAGCAGCAGCAACAACAACAAAUAGAGGCGGCGCUGAGGCGUCUGGCGCACCAGCAAGCUGCGUCUGUAUCGAUGUUGUCGCCGGCGACGGGCAUGGCGAAGACGGCCGCUGUCGUGGAUGCCGACGGCGACGCGGCCAUGUCGGUAUCGGCGCCGUCGUCGCCGCCGACUGCGGCCCCUACUUGCUCCAGCUCCCAGGGCGCUCCGAGCGCCCCGGCCUCUGGUGGCGCUGUCAGCGAUACGUCCGGGCCCUUUGUCGUACGAACGCAUGACGUUUUGCAUGCCGCCAGUAAUGGCCCGCUGGGUCUGGCCCGCAAUACUACCGGCUGGUCGGACGGGAACGGCUUUGGCGACGGCGGUGGUGGCAGUGGCGGGGGCGGUACGGCGGGCGAGGCGCUGGUGGGCAGCCUGGUGGGGGAGUUUGACCUUGAUGAGGCAUCUGACCCGCUGGUUUCGGCGCUACACGCGGAGCUGCAGCGGUUGACCGUGGCGCUAGCGCCCGUACUGCGAGACAUCCUGGUGGAGGAGUACGAGGAGCUGUGGACGGGAGUUGUCGUACGACCCCCUCCCUGGAGUGGUGCUGACGUGCUGGAGGUGCUUCACCGUCACCUGGACAGCGUGUUUGUGGAGCGCAUGGGUCGGGCCUCGGCUCGGCAGCUUAGGCCGAUGCUGGAGGCCAUGAUAAAGGACGUCAGGUUUUUCGAGCGGGGCAAGGGGCGGUCUCGCCGCGAUGUGCGCUACCUCAAGGUGGCAGAGGACUUCAGUCGCGGGGUGUCGGACAUCCUGCAGUCCUUCGGUGUGGCGCCGCCGCCCGCGCCACCCCUGCCAGAGGCCCUGCUAGCGAUGCGCGGCGGUGUGCUGCCGUCGUUGGCGUCCUCUGGCACCAGACGGGGCAGCAGCAGCGGUGGCGGCAUAAUGGGUGGCGGUGCCGCCGCCGCUACGUCCGCCAACUUACGGCCUGACGCUUACGGCACUGGCACUUACGGCCACGGUGGUGGCCGCGCUGGCGCAGCACAUGCGGCAGCGGCAGCCGUGCCGCGGGCUGGUGGUGGCGGUAGCGGCGGCAGUGGUAGCGGCAGUGGAGGCAGUCAGGGGCAGUCGCACACCCUGCACCCAGCUGCAGUGCGGGCGGCUGCAUUGGCACAAUCCAUAGGGCUUUCUGUCAACCUGGACGGCGCGAAGGCCCGCAGAAGCAGCGGCGGAGGCGGAGGCGCAGCCGCACGAGCAGUACGAGCAGCGGCAGCUCAGGCAGCGAGCGGGGCGGCGGCUGCGAGUGCAGAGAGAGCCACUGGCGCUGCGGCGGGGAAGCGCAAUCAGAGCAACGCGGACCCGGGUGCUAGGCCUUCGGCUGCUGGUGUCGCUGCGGCUGCGGACGUUCAAGCCAAGCUGCUAACCGCCGCCGCUGCUGCUGCCGCUGCUGCUGCCGGACCUGGCGGUGACCCGCAGCUGGCCCAGUUGCUGCAGCAGCUCAUGCUCGUGCAGCAGCACACACAACAGCAGCAGCAAAUACAACAGCAACAGCAAAUACGAAAGCAGGAGCAACAGCAGGAGCAACAGCACCAAAUGCAGCAGCAACAGCAGCAGGUUGGUGCUAUGGCUCCUGUGCAAAUUAUGCGUGCUGUCAGCGAAAACGGCUUCCACAGCUCGGCUGCACAACUACAGUGGCAACAGCAACAGGCGGUAAUGCUGCAGCAACAUUGGCAAAUGCAGGCGGCACAGCAGCAGCAGCAACAACAGCAGCAGCAGCAAGUGCUCCAGCGUUUCCACAGCGACCCGCCACCGGCAGCAGAUGCCACGGGGGACCCCGCCGCGGCGACACUGGCCUCCCUUGCGACCAUGUCCAGCGUUCCGUUGGAAACCAACCAGGCCACCCAGCAGCUGACGCAGGCUGAGGCCACCGCGCACCAGCUGCAGCUGCUGCAGCUCCAUCAACAACAACAACAGCAGCAACAACAGCAGCAAGCGGCAGCGGCAUGGCAGCAGCUGCUGGCCCAGCGCGCGGCAGAGGAAGCGGAGGCACGGAAGGCCCACGCUCAGGCCCAGGCGCAAGCUCAGGUGCAGCACUUGGCGCGCGUCUCCAGCAGUGGCGGCGUCGUCCUGAGCCCCACUGGCUCCAUGGUGAUGAAUCCAGGGGGCCCUCCCGCUCCCACAGCCGCCUGGCAGUCCCUUCUUGUGGAGACCCAUCAGCGUCAGCAGCUGCAGCAGCAACAACAACAACAACAGAUGUUGCUGCUCCAGCAGGCUGCUGCUGCGGCGGCGGCGGCGGGGGGUGGUGCGGCCGCUGCCCCGGCGCUGGAGGGUAGCGCCGCCGGCACUGCAGCGACGUCGCCGGAGGUGCUCGCACUGCUGCAGCGGGCGCUCUUUCCUGAGCAACAACAGCAGCCGCAGCAGCAUCGCCAGCACCACCAUCAGCAGUAA